AUGAAAACAGAGAGACCAAUAGAAAGGAAAAUGAAGAAACCAGUAACUCUCUGCUCACGACAACCCAAGAAAAUAGGACAUUCUCCGGGAGCUGACGAUUCCGAUUCCUUUUUCAAAGAAAUGACAUGAUUGAUUGACAACACCGUGGCAGCUACGAACCAUGGAAUUCCAAGCACCGAAUUAACAGCGAUUGUUAUUGUAACAACCAGGAGAUCCAAAUGGUAGCCACCUCCUUUCUUAAGUUUAUUCUCCCGACGAUUAACGAUAACUGAGGUAAUCUGUUGGUCCAUGAAGAUAAGAAUAACCGCCAACAAAGCAGGUCCAAUAGCCGCCAAAGAUGUCCACCAAGGAUUUCCAUUGAACGGCGGAAUAAUCCAUCCACGUUUAUUAUAACCUAAAGUGGGCUCAAAUGAGACAGGAACAAGAAGUUUAGGCGUGUGAAGACCAGUGAAGUAAUCGAUCAAACUACAGAUGACAAUAGCGAUCAGAACCGCGAAAUCGGAAAUCAGAGAACGAACACGAGAUGGGAAAAAUCCAGAGUUGCGGAGACUCCUUAGGCCGUAGGAGAGAGCAAAGCACAGAAUCGCCAGAAGAAUGCAAAAAAGAAAGAUAUCCGGAGCAUAAAAUCCUUCGCAUGCUUGGUUAUUCCAAACACCACGGAGAAUCUUACACUGCUUCUGAGCCUCAAUUGAGUCCCAACUAUAGUAAUUCUCAUUCAAACGAUUCCAAUCUAUUGUUCUAUUUUCAUUAGUGUAGUGAUGAGCGUCAGUGUCAUUAGUUCCAAUAAAGGGUAGAUCAAGAAUGGGAUAGGCAUCUCUCGCAUAAUCCAAGAGUUCUUUUUCGGUAUAAUUCUCGGGUUUGCUACAUCUGCAAUCCACAGGUGGUGCGUGGAAUGGCUUCCAAUCAAGAUUAAUUGGAUACUUGUAAGAGAUAGAGUAGGUCUUUUUGAGGGCCUCAAAGACGAAGAUUAAAGCAAUAAGGAGAGCGAAUGAUUCUUCAGUGAAGCGAGUGAUGAAUCUAACCAGAGCAGACAGAUCGAAGGCGACCAUAAUGAAUAGGAAAAGGGCGACCCACAUCCCGAUCCAGAAACGGAAAGAAAGGUAGGACCAGCGACUCGUUUCGCAAAGACGGUAG
This is a messenger RNA of Rodentolepis nana, 1134 nucleotides long. Lineage: Eukaryota; Metazoa; Platyhelminthes; Cestoda; Cyclophyllidea; Hymenolepididae. The record is from the annotation of a GenBank genome assembly.